Messenger RNA from Prionailurus viverrinus (fishing cat), 432 nucleotides. RefSeq names its product C-type natriuretic peptide-like. The transcript is spliced from 2 exons. NCBI's taxonomy places the organism in Eukaryota, Metazoa, Chordata, Mammalia, Carnivora, Felidae. The coding region runs from base 1 to 432 and encodes 143 amino acids. The record is from RefSeq and is a predicted model, not a curated record.
AUGGCGGGGGCCGCGCUGAGGGCGAGCGAGGGAGCGAGGGCAGGGAGGGGAGAGUCAAGGGGAUGGGGGAGGAAACCGAGAAGGGGGGAGGUAGGAAGGGAAGAGGUGAGGGGAGGAGAGGGGACGGGGAGGAGGAAAAGGGGGAGAAGCGAGGGAGCAGGCGGGCGCGCCGGGGAAGAGGCGGAGGGAAGGAGCGCGGCGGCGGAGGCGUCGAGGGGGCGCCCGGAGGAGUGCAGGCGAAGCGCGGGCUGCGCCGGCCGAGGAGACUUCCGCGAGCGGAACCUGCCGGCACCUCUGCAGUGCGUCGGCCCCCGGCGUCGCCUGGGUGGCGGCGGCGGCGGCGGCGGCGGCGGGCGUGUGCGAAAAAACCUGCGUGCGUCUCCCGGUCUGCAGAAUUGUAGUGAUUACCGAAUAGAAGAGCUACGAAAAUAA